UGGCUGCUGAGCUGAUCUUUGUGCGAACGAAGCAGAGCGGUCGCAGUUAGCAACGGGCAGCAAACACUCACGGAGAAGCGACAGACGGCGGAGGAGACAGCUUUUGGGCCCGAAAAUCACCACAUACAACUAUUACACUGUGACAACAACGGCCUUAAAAUGGUCAUCUGGUGAGGAGUGCCAAAGCUUUUAGGUGGAGGAGUGGCAGACAGUGCCACCCAGGCGUGCAGAGUGGGACUGCAUCCCGCCUCACAACCGACGACCAGCUUCCCGAAGCGCUACUGCCGCUGCCCAAUGGACUGCGCACUCUGAGAGCAGAGCGAGCCAGGACAGAAACCAACCGAGGAGAGGUGCCGGGGGGAGAACGCCCACCGGAGCAGGAAAGGGAGGGCAUUGUUCGGUAGGGAGAGGAGAGGACGAGGGGCUCUACGAUGUCGUCAAACAGGACCCAGAACCCCCACGGACUGAAACAGAUAGGCCUGGACCAGAUAUGGGACGACCUGCGGGCUGGCAUCCAGCAGGUGUACACACGGCAAAGCAUGGCCAAGUCGCGCUACAUGGAACUCUACACACAUGUAUAUAACUAUUGUACCAGCGUCCACCAGUCCAGCCAGGGCAGAGGCUCUGUGCCUCCAGCCAAGCCCUCCAAAAAAUCCACCACUCCGGGUGGGGCUCAGUUUGUAGGCCUGGAGCUCUACAAGCGGCUCAAAGAGUUCCUGAAGAACUAUCUGACCAGCCUGCUCAAGGAUGGCGAGGAUCUUAUGGAUGAGUGUGUGUUGAAGUUUUACACCCAGCAGUGGGAGGAUUACCGUUUCUCUAGUAAGGUCCUCAACGGGAUCUGCGCCUACCUCAACCGCCACUGGGUCAGACGAGAGUGUGACGAGGGACGCAAGGGAAUCUAUGAGAUUUACUCGCUGGCACUUGUGACCUGGAGGGAAUGUUUAUUCCGACCCCUCAACAAACAGGUAACGAACGCGGUGCUGAAGCUGAUAGAGAGAGAGAGGAAUGGGGAGACCAUUAACACCAGGCUGAUCAGCGGUGUGGUCCAGUCCUACGUUGAGCUGGGUCUGAACGAGGAGGACGCCUUCGCCAAAGGCCCCACGCUGUCCGUGUACAAAGAGUACUUUGAAUGUCAGUUCCUCACUGACACGGAGCGGUUCUACACACGCGAGAGCACAGAGUUCCUGCAGCAGAACCCCGUCACUGAGUACAUGAAGAAGGCGGAGGCUCGUCUGCUGGAGGAGCAGCGGCGUGUGCAGGUUUACCUCCAUGAAUCCACUCAGGACGAGCUGGCCAGGAAGUGUGAGCAGGUUCUCAUAGAGAAACACCUGGAGAUCUUCCACACAGAGUUUCAGAACCUUCUGGAUGCCGACAAGAAUGAAGACCUGGGCCGGAUGUACAACCUGGUGUCGCGGAUCACAGACGGCCUGGGAGAACUUAAGAAGCUUCUAGAGACUCACAUCCACAACCAGGGCCUGGCCGCCAUCGAGAAGUGUGGCGAGGCCGCGCUCAACGACCCCAAAGUUUACGUCCAGACCACCCUGGACGUCCAUAAGAAGUACAACGCCUUGGUCAUGUCUGCCUUCAAUAACGACGCCGGCUUCGUGGCGGCACUCGAUAAGGCAUGUGGUCGCUUCAUUAACAACAACGCCGUCACCAGGAUGGCUCAGUCGUCCAGCAAAUCUCCCGAGCUGCUGGCCAGAUACUGCGAUUCUUUACUGAAGAAGAGCUCUAAAAACCCAGAGGAGGCAGAAUUGGAGGACACGCUGAACCAAGUGAUGGUUGUGUUCAAGUACAUCGAGGACAAAGAUGUUUUCCAAAAGUUUUAUGCUAAGAUGCUGGAACGUCUGGUGCACCAGAACAGCGCCAGCGACGACGCCGAGGCCAGCAUGAUCUCCAAACUCAAGCAAGCGUGUGGGUUCGAGUACACGUCCAAACUGCAGCGAAUGUUCCAGGACAUUGGAGUCAGUAAAGACCUGAACGAACAGUUCAAGAAACACCUGACCAACUCUGAGCCUCUGGACUUGGACUUCAGUAUCCAGGUUCUCAGCUCCGGGUCUUGGCCUUUCCAGCAGUCCUGCACCUUCGCGCUGCCCUCUGAGGUAAGACUCGUGCAGCGACUGCAGAAGGAGGUUUAUUCAGAAUCAGAAAUGGAAAUUAGAUUUUGUUAUAGCUCCAUUUUAGAAUAUAAAAAAUAUAUAUAUUUAAAUAUAAACAUAGAGAAGUUAAAGUAAAAAUGUGCACAUUAU
Messenger RNA from Cottoperca gobio, 2249 nucleotides. Its product is annotated as cullin-1. NCBI's taxonomy places the organism in Eukaryota, Metazoa, Chordata, Actinopteri, Perciformes, Bovichtidae. Gene Ontology annotation, biological process: ubiquitin-dependent protein catabolic process. The record is from RefSeq and is a predicted model, not a curated record. Gene Ontology annotation, molecular function: ubiquitin protein ligase binding.